AUGACGAAUCUGUUCUCACCUCCAGGUACCAGCAGCGCGGAGGUGAAGGAGAACCGGAACGUGGGCAACCUGGGCGCUCGGCCGCUGCCCGCCGGGGACCGAGCGCCGGGCGCGAAACGGAAGCGGCCGCUGGAGGACGGGAACGGGGCCCACGUCUGCAAGCUGCAGCUGCUCUGGAGGAAGCUGUCGUGGUCCGUGACGCCCAAGAACGCGCUGGUGCAGCUGCACGAGCUGAAGCCGGGCCUGCAGUACCGGACGGUGUCGCAGACGGGCCCGGUGCACGCCCCGGUCUUCGCGGUGGCCGUGGAGGUGAACGGGCUCACCUUCGAGGGCACCGGCCCCACCAAGAAGAAGGCCAAGAUGCGCGCGGCCGAGCUGGCGCUCAAGUCCUUCGUGCAGUUCCCCAACGCCUGCCAGGCGCACCUGGCCAUGGGCGCUCAGAGCCCCAGCACGGACUUCACCUCCGACCAGGCCGACUUCCCGGACACGCUCUUCAAGGAGUUCGAGCCGUCGGCGCCGCGCCAGGGCCUGCCCGGUGGCCGCCCGGGGGACGCGGAGCGGCUGUCGUCGGCCUACCGGCGCGGGCGGCUGCUGUGCCGCGCGCUGGACCUCGUGGGCCCCGCGCCCGGCCCCGCCGGCGAGCGCAACCCGGUGGUGCUGCUGAACCAGCUCCGCGCCGGCCUGCGCUACGUGUGCCUGGCGGAGCCGGCGCAGCCGCGCGCGCGCAGCUUCGUCAUGGCCGUGAGCGUGGACGGCCGGACGUUCGAGGGCUCGGGGCGCAGCAAGAAGGUGGCCAAGGGCCAGGCGGCGAAGGCCGCGCUGCAGGCGCUCUUCGACAUCCGGCUGCCCGGCCACCCCGCCAGCAGGAGUAAAAGUCACCUCUUGCCGCAGGAAUUCGCCGACUCCGUGUCCCAGCUGGUCAUGCAGAAGUUCCGGGAGGUGACGGCCGCCCUGCCAUCCGUGCACGCCCGCCACAAAGCGCUGGCCGGCAUCGUCAUGACCAGAGGGACCUUCCUCAGAGAGGAGGGGAGAGCUGCACCCCCAGACGCUGCAGCGGACAAGCAGCGUGCGUGCCGGGCUUCCACGCAGAGCCUGGCGGGGCUGGGCCAGGUGCAUCUCACGGGGGAGGAGCUGCAGGCACGGGGGCGCCUCACCCUCAGAACCAUCUCUGAGGGCCUCACCGGAGUCAGCAAUCUGUUCUGCCACGCCACUGCGGACAGCGCUCCUGCGGUGCAGAGAGAGCCUGGCCCGGGUCACAGGCCCGGAGGCAAACUGGCCGCUGAGAAACCGAGGCCCGAGGCCGGGGUUCACCGGGAGCUGCUGUCCCCUCGCGGUGUCCCCACCCUGGGGCCACGGGCACCCGGCUCCCCAGCCCGCCUGCCCGGCGCCGGCGGCCGCGUACCUGAGGUGCAGCUCGAGCUGCGUGUAGAGGAAGUGCAGGAAGGCGCGCCGGGCCACCACCUCCGCGUGGCAGUCGUUGACCACCAGCCCCUGGUCGCUGAUGUGCUCCCCGCUGAUGCACUUGGUGCCCGAGGACAGGACCACCACCUGCGCCUGCCGCACGUCCAAGCCUGCGCACACCCAGAGCGGCCACUCUCGAGUCUCUGCAAGCGGCGGGAGGACGCGGAGCGCUCGGUCUUCGCGCGCGCCAAGGACGGCGGCGGCUACCGGCUGCGCGACAACGUGCUCUUCCACCUGUACGUGAGCGCCUCGCCCUGCGGCGACGCCAGGCUGCACUCCCCGUACGAGAUCGCCACAGACCGUAAGCGGCCGCCCGUUGCCUUCCCCGACCGACCGACAGCCCCUCCCCGUGGGGGUCCCCGGCUGUCUCCCCCCCUCCCCGUGCGGUGGCGGGGCGGCGAGGGUGGACGCGGGUCACACCUGAGACUGGCCGGACAGUCGCGCCUCCGAAGUCCGGAACGCCCAGAUCCCGGGCAGAAAGUAGUUUGGGGUCUAAAACCAGCUGCUGAAUGGCCUGGACAGGUCUUUGAGGAGUCGACGCCCGCCGGAGUCUCUGCAGAAGCUGAGCGGAGCCCUGUGGCAGGAGCCCCUCCGCUGGUCUGUCCCGAGCAGCAGCGACAGGUGCCGCGGACCCGGGGCUUUGAUCUUGUGCCGGUCAUCAUCAUAAUCACCAUCAUCACCAUCAUCACCACCUUCAUCACCACUUUCAUCACCAUCAACACCAUCAUCAUCACAAUCAUCAUCACCAUGAUGUUAAUCGUCACGAUUAUCAUCAUCAUUACCAUCAUCACUAUCAUCACCACUUUCAUCACCACCAUCAUCACCACCAUCAUCACCACCAUCAUCAUCACCAUCACGAUUAUCAUCAUCAUUACCAUCAUCACUAUCAUCACCACCUUCAUCACCACGAUUAUCAUCACCAUCAACACCAUCAUCAUCACCAUCAUCAUCAUGAUGUUAAUCAUCACCAUUAUCAUCAUUACCGUCAUCACUAUCAUCACCAUCAUCACCACCUUCAUCACCACCAUCAUCAUCACCACCAUCUUCACCACUAUGAUCAUCACCAUCAUCAUCACCAUCAUCACCACCAUCAUCAUCAUAAUCACCAUCAUCACCACCAUCAUCACCAUCUUCACCACUAUCAUCACCAUCAUCAUCACCACCAUCAUCACCAUCAUAAUCACCCUCAUCACCACCACCAUCACCAUCAUCACUGGACGUCCGUCGGGCGGAGCCGUGCAGACCUGGGACGGCGUCCUGCUGGGGGAGCAGCUGGUCACCAUGUCCUGCACGGACAAGAUCGCCAGGUGGAGCGUGCUGGGGCUGCAGGGUGCCCUCCUGUCCCACCUCAUCGAGCCCGUGUACCUGCACAGCGUGGUCGUGGGCAGCCUGGGCCACACCGGCCACCUCUCCCGGGUCCUGAGCCACCGGACGGAAGGCAUCGGCCAGCUGCCAGCCUCCUACCGGCACCACCGGCCCCUCCUCAGCGGGAUCUCACGAGGCCGAGCUGCGCAGCCGGGAAGUCCCCGCACUUCAGCGUGAACUGUAUCCGGGGCACGCGACCUGGAGGUCGUGGACGCCACAACCGGGAGGAGGAGCUGCGGGGGCUCGUCCCGGCUCUGCAAGCACGCGUUCUCGCGCUGGUCCCAGCUACUCGGGAGGCUGAGCACACGGACCCCGAGCCUCGGGGACACGCCAUCCACGUACUGCGAGGCCAAGCGGGGAGCGCACACCUACCAGGCUGUGAAACAGCAGCUGUUCAAGGCUUUCCAGAAGGCCGGCCUGGGCACCUGGGUGAGGAAGCCGCCCGAGCAGGACCAGUUCCUACUGACGCUCUGAGUCUCCGACCCCUCGGCCGCUCGACCAGAGCGAGGUGCCCGGAGGGGACGAGGCCAUGUGUGUGGAGCAACGUGGCGUGUCCGUCGGUUCUCUGUAUCUGUGUGCCCUGGUGUUCCCGACACACACGCGUGCUCCGUGUUUGGACAGGCAAGGAGGCUGGAAUUCAGGGCGUGCCGCUUCCCCCGGAUGGCUGGUGCCCAGGGUCCCCACGCGUCAUGCCGGAGCCACCAGCGCUGCCCGGCGAGGUCCGUCUCCCCAGGGAGGGGGGUUCUCUGUCCGGGCGGGGGGGAGGGGCUGAGUCGU
Molecule: messenger RNA, 3603 nt
Organism: Microcebus murinus (gray mouse lemur)
Lineage: Eukaryota; Metazoa; Chordata; Mammalia; Primates; Cheirogaleidae
Source: RefSeq, a predicted model, not a curated record